This is a messenger RNA of Nicrophorus vespilloides, 2812 nucleotides long. RefSeq names its product delta-1-pyrroline-5-carboxylate synthase. NCBI's taxonomy places the organism in Eukaryota, Metazoa, Arthropoda, Insecta, Coleoptera, Silphidae. The transcript has 7 exons. Gene Ontology annotation, molecular function: glutamate 5-kinase activity; ATP binding; glutamate-5-semialdehyde dehydrogenase (NADP+) activity. Gene Ontology annotation, cellular component: mitochondrion; cytoplasm. The record is from RefSeq and is a predicted model, not a curated record. Bases 228 to 2630 code for a protein of 800 amino acids.
GUCCAAUCGGUUGGUUUAUCAUAAUCAGUGGAUUUCCAAAGAGUUGCCAAAGUGGAAUCGGUUGGGUUUAGUUGGUGGGCGAACGGCCUGACGAGUAGACCACAUCCAGAUAGAUAUAUAGAUAGAUAGAGAAGGAGGAGAGACAAAGAGACAAAAGGGAAAGAUAUCGAGAUAGAAAGAUUUAGAGUUUGUGAACAACAAGUUUUCGAGAAGGAACCAUCGAAAAGAUGUACGGAGCGAGGAUCCUGAAGCCGGGCCAACUGUUGGCCUGCAGCACAGGAGGUGUCUUCAGGCUGCCCGCACAGGUUGCAGCCCUUUGGCCGCAAGCCCUCAGAGCCGCUUCGACGACCUCAGGUCUUUGGUUGCCGAAACCCACUCAGGUGAACUACGAGAAGAGGAGUCUGCAGCAGUUCUCCGACAAGAAGCAAUCCACGUUCACGGACAGGAGUCAGCUGAAGUAUGCGAGGAGGUUGGUCGUUAAGCUUGGAAGCGCCGUCAUCACCAGAGAGGAUGAACACGGUUUGGCCCUUGGAAGGUUGGCAUCCAUCGUCGAACAAGUCGCUGAAUGCCAGAAUGAAGGAAGGGAAUGUAUUAUGGUUACCAGCGGGGCCGUGGCUUUCGGUAAGCAGAAGCUUACUCAAGAGUUGCUGAUGUCGCUGUCCAUGAGGGAGACUCUUUCUCCAACUGAUCACACGCGCGAGGAAGCUCCUGGUAUGGUCGAACCUAGGGCUGCUGCGGCCGUCGGACAGUCCGGAUUGAUGUCCUUGUACGAUGCUAUGUUCGCGCAAUACGGCGUUAAAAUCGCUCAAGUUCUCGUAACCAAACCGGACUUCUACAACGAGCAAACGCGUCGCAAUCUCUUCAGCACUCUGUCCGAGCUGAUCAGCUUGAACAUCGUGCCCAUCAUCAACACCAACGACGCUGUAUCUCCUCCACCGCAGAUCGAUGAACCGAUCGGUGGUAAAGGUGGAAAGAAGGGCAUCUCCAUCAAGGACAACGACAGUUUGGCCGCUAUGCUCGCCGCAGAGGUUUCAGCCGAUAUGCUGAUCCUCAUGUCCGACGUCGAUGGUAUUUACAAUAAGCCACCGUGGGAGGAAGGCGCGCGUUUCAUCCACACCUUCACCUCCGACCUCAGGAAUACCAUCGAAUACGGACAGAAGUCUAAAGUGGGAACCGGUGGCAUGGAUUCGAAGGUGAACGCAGCCACUUGGGCUUUGGACCGCGGCGUCAGCGUGGUCAUCUGCAACGGCAUGCAGGAGAAGGCUAUCAAGACGAUCUUAGCCGGUAGGAAAGUUGGAACUUUCUUCACCGACUCCGCUCUCGGUGGAUCCGUUCCAACCGAAGUCGUCGCUGAAAACGCUCGUACUGGUGGACGUGUUCUUCAAACUUUGAGCCCCGAGCAGAGGGCGAAUUGCGUGCACGCGCUCGCAGAUUUACUCGUCUCCAAGCAAUCUGAGAUCCUCGACGCCAACGCGAAGGACAUCCAGGAAGCAUCCAAAUCGGGACUGGCCAAACCGCUAGUCUCUCGUCUCUCACUCACUCCGUCCAAGCUGAAGAAUUUGGCCGUCGGUCUCAAGCAGAUCGCCGACUCCAGCCACAACAACGUCGGACGCGUCCUCCGCAGAACGAAACUCGCCGAUGGUCUUGAUCUCACGCAGAUCACCGUCCCGAUCGGCGUGCUUCUCGUCAUCUUCGAGUCCCGUCCAGAUUCACUUCCACAGGUCGCCGCGCUCGCAAUCGCCUCCGGCAACGGUCUUCUACUUAAGGGUGGAAAGGAAGCCGCUCACAGCAACAAGGCUCUGAUGGGUCUAGUCAAAGAGGCUUUGGCCACCGUCGGCGCAGACAAUGCCAUAUCUCUAGUUUCCACUCGCGAGGAAAUCGGAGAUCUGCUCUCUAUGGAACAACACAUCGAUCUCAUCAUCCCUCGCGGCUCCACCGAGCUCGUCCGGAGCAUCCAAUCCCAGAGCCAACACAUUCCCGUUAUGGGUCACGCCGAGGGCAUCUGCCACGUGUACAUCGACAAAGAGGCAAAUCUGGACAAAGCCCUGAAGAUCAUCCGCGACGCCAAGUGCGAUUAUCCGGCCGCCUGCAAUGCCAUGGAAACCCUCCUCAUCCACGAGAGUCUGAUGGAAGGUGAAUUCUUCUCCGACGUCUGCAACAUGCUGAAGAAGGAAGGAGUAAAGAUCAAUGCCGGUCCGGUUCUCUCCCAGAUGCUCACAUUCGGUCCACCUCCGGCGAAGACCAUGAAGCACGAAUACGGUUCCCUGGAGUGCUGCAUCGAGGUCAUCAAGGACAUGGACGAGGCCAUCACGCACAUCCACACCUACGGCAGCGGUCACACCGACGUCAUCGUCACAGAAAACGACGAGAAAGCCAAGACUUUCCAGAAGAAGGUCGACAGUGCUUGCGUCUUCCACAAUGCCAGCUCCCGGUUUGCCGACGGUUUCCGUUUCGGUUUGGGUGCGGAAGUCGGCAUCAGUACUGCCAGGAUUCACGCCAGAGGACCGGUGGGCGUCGAAGGACUCCUCACCACCAAAUGGGUGUUGAACUCCGACGCCGGACACGCCGCUUCCGACUUCGCCGACAACGGCAACUGCACCUGGCUGCACGAAUCCUUGCCACUUAACUGAAUGUGUAGAUAAUUAAUAUUUAAAUCUUGAAUAACAUAAUAUUAUUUAUAUGCGAGGAACGUCCUUCAUAGUUUAUAAUGUAUAUAAGUGAUUUUUAUAUAUAAACACGUAUGUAUAUACGUUUAUUAAGGUAAUUACGACUGUAAAUUUAGUGUUUAUCAAUUAAAACUUUUCAUAUCCAA